Oncorhynchus kisutch (coho salmon) is the source of this 204-nucleotide messenger RNA. RefSeq names its product protein PET100 homolog, mitochondrial-like. The transcript has 4 exons. The record is from RefSeq and is a predicted model, not a curated record. Gene Ontology annotation, biological process: mitochondrial respiratory chain complex IV assembly. Lineage: Eukaryota; Metazoa; Chordata; Actinopteri; Salmoniformes; Salmonidae. The coding region runs from base 1 to 204 and encodes 67 amino acids. Gene Ontology annotation, cellular component: mitochondrial inner membrane; mitochondrion.
AUGGGGGUGAAGAUAGAGGUGUUUCGUAUGAUGCUGUAUCUGUCCUUCCCUGUGACCAUGUUCUGGAUCUCCAACCAAGCAGAGUAUUUUGAAGAAUAUAUUGUGAAGAGGAAGAGGGAGAUUUUCCCACCUGAUGAGAAGAUGCAUAGGAAAGAGCUGGAAGACUUCAAAGAGCGGAUGCGAGACCGGAAGGAGCGCCUUUGA